AUGUCGGGCGCCAUUCCUGGAUCUUCUAAGCCUCUGGGAGUAUCUAGGGCUCUCCUUGUCGGUGUGGCAAAAGUGGACGGGUUCCCCAACCUCCCUCAAGCGCACAAGGAUGUUGUGAGAAUGAAAGAAUUCCUGAUUCGCUCCCGUGGCUACCUACCCGAAAACAUCGUACUUAUGAUGCACCAUAAUAGUGUCGCGAAAAAGUUUUAUCCUAGCAGAACAAACAUGCUGCGUGAGAUUGACCUCGUGGUCCAACGUACAUCCCAAUAUGACCAGAUUUUCUUCUACUACACUGGUCAUGGAGAUCAAGUUACUUGCAAACAUAACUCUGAACCCGACAACAAAGAUGAAGCUAUCCUCACAUACACGGGGAAGCGCAUCAUCGAUAAUGUCUUGAAAGCACGCCUUGUUGAUCCAUUACCUCAAGGCGCCAAGCUUUUCGCACUCUGGGAUUGUUGUCACUCUCAAACAGUGUUGGAUUUGGAGCAUUACAAUUGCAACGAGUUAUGGCGGGCGCCUUUGAAAGUCCUGACAGGUUUGGCGAGAAAAACCAAAAGCAUAGGUCAAGGCCUAAGCAAGAGGCUCAGCGCCAACAUCUUGAAGGAUAGCUCCGAGGGUCGUUCCUCGUCAAAGGAUGACUCUCCAAGAAAUGCACCAUUGGCAAUUGACAGCGGGGAACCUUCUGCCCUCUACAGGGUGUCUUCUCCUGAUUCAUACUUGCCUAGAUGUACUUUUGACUGUCCUAUCACACUCCCGGAGAACCGAGUCAAGGCCUACGUCGUUUCCUUGUCUGCAUGCAAAGAUAAUGAAUUGGCAUACGAUGACAACGUCACGGGUGAAACGGUUACGAAGUUCUUCAUUGAAUACCUUGAGCGCAACCCUGAGGCUUCUUAUCGCGAACUACUCUCCUACAUACAGGAAAAGGUCGAUGUCAUAACACGCAGACGAACGCAGGCGAUAAAACCGACAGGCGAGACAACAUACCGCUCACAUCAUCUGGAGAGACUACCGGAAAACGAAGUCGAAAUUGAGAAUUGGCACACAUGCGAACAUCACCGUAGCCAUAGCGAUGACGAGAAUGACGCUUCUACUUUGAGUUCUCAGCAGCCUGCGUACUCGAGUCAGUACCGCCUGGAUAUGUCGCAGAUCGUUGAAUUAUGA
This is a messenger RNA of Suillus paluster, 1161 nucleotides long. RefSeq names its product caspase domain-containing protein. Gene Ontology annotation, biological process: proteolysis. Lineage: Eukaryota; Fungi; Basidiomycota; Agaricomycetes; Boletales; Suillaceae. The record is from RefSeq and is a predicted model, not a curated record. The transcript is spliced from 16 exons. The coding region runs from base 1 to 1161 and encodes 386 amino acids. Gene Ontology annotation, molecular function: cysteine-type endopeptidase activity.